AUGUCCAAGCCCGAGGAUCUUCCCCCUAUGGAGUACCGCUUCCUGGGCCGUUCCGGUCUUCAGGUUAGCGCCAUCAGCUUGGGAGGCUGGUUGACCUAUGGAGGUCACAUCGACGCCGAGGGCACUUUCGAGUGCAUGAAGGCCGCCUACGACUCCGGUGUCAACUUUUUCGACACCGCUGAGGUCUACUCUAGCGGCGAGAGUGAGAUUGUCAUGGGUCAGGCCAUCAAAAAGUACGGCUGGAAGCGCAAUGACCUUGUUAUUUCCACCAAGAUCUACUGGGGUGGCGCUUUCGGCGACAACAUCGUCAACAACAAGGGCCUGUCCCGUAAACAUGUCAUCGAGGCCAUGGAUGCCUGCCUUGAGCGUCUUGACCUCAGUUACGUAGAUCUCGUCUACGCUCACCGUCCCGACCGUCAGACCCCUAUGGAGGAAACUGUCCGCGCCUUCAACCACCUUAUCAGCACCGGAAAGGCCCUGUACUGGGGAACCUCCGAAUGGAGCGCCGACGAGAUCGCCCAGGCUUGGCGCUACGCCGACAAGCUGCACCUCAUCGGCCCCGUCAUGGAGCAGCCCUCGUACAGCAUGCUCGACCGCAAGAAGGUUGAGCACGAGUUCUUCCACCUCUACCGCGAGGUCGGCCUCGGCCUGACUGUCUUCUCCCCACUGCGCCAGGGCAUUCUCUCCGGAAAAUACAAGAACGGCAUCCCCGAGAGCUCGCGCUUCGGUUCCGAGAAAAUUGGUUUCAUCAAGGACUACUGGAAGCGUGAGGACGCCAAGAAGCAAUUCCAGGACCUCGUCGACAAGGCCAACAAGAUUGAGCCUAUUGCAGAGAAGCUCGGCGUCAAGAUGGCUACGCUGGCGCUCGCCUGGGUUCUGAAGAACAAGAACGUUAGCUCAGCCAUCAUUGGCGCGAGUAGCCCCGCACAGAUCUACGAAAACGUGCGUGCAAUCAGCGUGCAAGAAAAGCUGACGCCCGAGAUUAUGGCGGAGAUCGACGAGGCCCUCGACAACAAGCCUGACGCCAUUAUCCCCAGAUUCUAA
This is a messenger RNA of Colletotrichum graminicola M1.001, 1044 nucleotides long. Its product is annotated as voltage-dependent potassium channel beta subunit. The coding region runs from base 1 to 1044 and encodes 347 amino acids. Lineage: Eukaryota; Fungi; Ascomycota; Sordariomycetes; Glomerellales; Glomerellaceae. The record is from RefSeq and is a predicted model, not a curated record. The transcript is spliced from 6 exons.